This is a messenger RNA of Lichtheimia ornata, 990 nucleotides long. RefSeq lists its product as uncharacterized. NCBI's taxonomy places the organism in Eukaryota, Fungi, Mucoromycota, Mucoromycetes, Mucorales, Lichtheimiaceae. The coding region runs from base 1 to 990 and encodes 329 amino acids. Gene Ontology annotation, biological process: regulation of DNA-templated transcription. The transcript is spliced from 2 exons. Gene Ontology annotation, molecular function: DNA-binding transcription factor activity, RNA polymerase II-specific; zinc ion binding. The record is from RefSeq and is a predicted model, not a curated record.
AUGCAAUUUAACAAUCAACACGAUUAUACCAAUCUUAUGUCCACCACGUUUGGCACCACCAACGCCUACUUUUAUCAACAAGAGCCUGCUGCCACUACUACUACUGCUUCGGCUGCACCAUUGUUGUUGGAGCCAUAUGAUCACAUGGUGCCAUCGAGUGAUGCUGCCGUCGUCAACAAUACAAAGAACAAUGAUCGAGACCAGACAUCGGCUAAAGAUAACAACCGGAAGAGACCGAAGCGUAAGCAAGUUAAGAAUGCAUGUGUUAACUGUCAAAAGGCAUGCAAAAAAUGUGAUGAUGGUCGUCCUUGCCAACGUUGCAUCAAGCUUGGUCUCACCGCCACAUGCACCAACUCCCCUCGUAAGGAGCGCAAGAAAGGUGUUAAGCGUGGUCCCUACAAGAAGCGUCAAACUGCACACCAACAACAGCAAGAACAAGGUGUGAUUGGUACCUCGACAUUCAACACCAACAAUGACAUGUAUCAACAGCCCCUCAACAUCACCCCACCUUUGACUACCAACACCUCACCUUUGUCGAGCUCGCCUUUGUCUGCCGAUUUGGGAUACAACUACCUCGCAACAACCCAUGAUGUUGCUUCAUCAGCUUCUGCUUCUUCGCUUUCACCAGUGUCACCCCACUUUCCUCAACUUGCUUGGGAAAACAAUCCUCGCCAAUACGAUGGUUUGUGGCAAGAUGCUCCUGGAAUCGAUAACACCAAUGUUAUGGUUCAGCAUUUGGAUGCUCCUAUUACCAACAACAACACCAUGACUACCACCACUGCUUUCGACUCUCUCGCUUACAACAACAUGGUGAAAUCCCAGCAGCAACAACCUUACGACUUUUUGUAUAUGGAAGACCCUUGCAUCAUGACCAGCGAUGAUAAUACAUGGGCCAUGUACUCCCAACAACAGCAACAACAACAACAAGUUCAGUAUUACCAGCAACCUCAAUCGACUGGCUACUGGCAGACAUUUUUGGCCAACGCCUAA